Heteronotia binoei (common prickly gecko) is the source of this 2040-nucleotide messenger RNA. RefSeq names its product zinc finger protein 345-like. The record is from RefSeq and is a predicted model, not a curated record. Bases 1 to 2040 code for a protein of 679 amino acids. The transcript is spliced from 5 exons. Lineage: Eukaryota; Metazoa; Chordata; Lepidosauria; Squamata; Gekkonidae. Gene Ontology annotation, molecular function: RNA binding.
AUGACGUUCUCCAACGGAAGGAAGAGCAACGUCUGUUUUCCAAACCACGUUAUAAUGAAGUCAUGCAAAUGCAGUUACUGUGGAAAGUACUUCAGAUACAGGCUACAACUUCUCGUACACCAGAGGAUACACACAGCACAGAAGCUUUUCGAAUGCUCAGAGUAUGGAAAGAAAUUCAGUAUGAAUUCCAGUCUACAAAAGCACCAAAGAACCCACACUGGGCAGAAACCGUUUGAGUGCUCAGAAUGCGGAAAGAGAUUCAGUAGGAGUGGCAGUCUUCAACAGCAUGAAAGAACCCACACAGGGGAGAAACCUUUUGAAUGCUCAGAGUGUGGAAAGAGAUUCACUGUGAGUUCCAGCCUCCAUCAGCAUGAAAGAAUCCACACGGGGGAGAAACCUUUUGAAUGCUCAGAGUGUGGAAAGAGAUUCAGUAGGAGAGACCGUUUUCAACAGCAUCAGAGAACCCACUCAGGGGAGAAACCUUUUGAAUGCUCAGAGUGUAGAAAGAAGUUCAGUAGUAAGAGCAAUCUUCAUCAACAUCAAAGACUCCACAGAGGAGAGAAACCUUUUAUAUGCUCAGAGUGUGGAAAGAGAUUCACUGUGAGUUCCAGUCUUCAUCAGCAUGAAAAAAUCCACAGAGGGCAGAAACCUUUCGAAUGCGCAGAGUGUGGAAAAAGAUUCAGUCUGGGUUCCAGUCUUCAAAAGCAUCAAAGAACCCACACAGGGGAGAAACCUUUUGAAUGUUCCGAGUGCGGAAUGAGAUUCAGUGUGAGUUCCAGUCUUUAUAAGCAUCGAAGAACCCACACAGGGGAGAAACGUUUUGAAUGCUCAGUGUGUGGAAAGAGAUUCACUCAGAGUUCCGGUCUUCAAGAACAUAAAAGGACACACACAGGGGAGAAACCUUUUGAAUGUAUGGAGUGUGGAAAGAGAUUCAGUAGGAAUAACAAUCUUCAUCAACAUCAAAGACUCCACAGUGGAGAGAAACCUUUUGAAUGCUCAGAGUGUGGAAAGAAGUUCAGUAGUAAGAGCAAUCUUCAUCAACAUCAAAGACUCCACAGAGGAGAGAAACCUUUUGAAUGCUCAGAGUGUGGAAAGAGAUUCACUGUGAGUGGCUACCUUCAAAAGCAUCAAACAACCCAUACUGGGGAGAAACCUUUUGAAUGCUCAGAGUGUGGAAAGAGAUUCACUAUGAGUUCCAGUCUUCAUCAGCAUGAAAGAAUCCACAGAGGGGAGAAACCUUUCGAAUGCGCAGAGUGUGGAAAGAGAUUCAGUCUGGGUUCCAGUCUUCAAAUGCAUCAAAGAACCCACACAGGGGAGAAACCUUUUGAAUGUUCCGAGUGCGGAAUGAGAUUCAGUGUAAGUUCCAGUCUUUAUAAGCAUCGAAGAACCCAUACAGGGGAGAAACGUUUUGAAUGCUCAGUGUGUGGAAAGAGAUUCACUCGGAGUUCCGGUCUUCAAGAACAUAAAAGAACACACACAGGGGAGAAGCCUUUUGAAUGCUCAGAGUGUGGAAAGAGAUUCAUUAGGAGCCCACCUUUAGACCUAGAUGAUGAUGCUGACAACAGUUCAGUGUAUGUUCAAGGGUUGCCUGACAAUGUGACCCUGGAGGACCUAACAGAUUUCUGCGAACAUUAUGGUGGUGUCAAGAUGAACGAAAGAAAUGGACAGCCAAUGAUCACAAUCUACCUUGACAAGGAUACAGGAAAGCCAAAAGGGGAUGCUACUGUGUGCUAUGAUGACCCGCCCACUGCCAAAGCAGCUGUAGAAUGGCUUGAUGGUCAAGAUUUCCAGGGGAGCAAACUUAGAGUCUCUCUUGCUCGGAAGAAGAUGCCACUGAACAGCCUGAGAGGAGGAAUGCCCCCUCGUGAGCCACAUGGCAUGCCUCCCCCUCUCUAUGGAGGAGUUCCUAGUGGGUCAGGUGGUCCUGGUGGUCCAAUGGGCCGCAUGGGAGGCAGAGGUGGUUUUGCAUCAAGAGGACCACGAGAAUCAAGGGGAAACGUCCAACAUCGAGCAGGAGGCUGGCAGUGCCCCAAUCCGUAA